UUACAUUUUGAUACUGGCAAAGGAGAUCUAAUGAUGAUGGCGUUUAGACCAGAUCACCCUUUCCUGCUCAGUUAUUUCGGCAAUAGUCGCGUAGGUAGAAAAAUAAAUGUACAACUUCUGAGCAAGGAAUAAUAAAUUAAGUUAAUUAAAAUUACAAUCAGGCACCGGCCGCGGCCACCUCUGUCGAGGUCUUCCCCGGCAUGCGAGGACCCCGCCGGGAAGCCCCGCCCCCUCCUCCCGGUGUCAUGGCGGCGCCCAUGGCAGCCGUGAACUGCGAGGACUUCUCAGAGUUCCAGGAGGCGCUCCGCUCCAUGCGUCAGAUCGACGACCGCAUUGCCCACGAGCUGAACGCUUCCGUGCCCACCGCCUCCAUCGCCCGUGCCGUCAACCUGGCACACACCUGUGGGCAGCUCCACUCGGCCCUGCAGGAGGCCCACGCGGGCCGAGCUGCGGUGAUCUCGCGCUGCGUGGCGCUCACCAGCGCCACGCUGGCACGGCUCAGCGAGCGGCGGGGCGAGGAGGAGGCCGACCGGCCGGCACUCAACAAGGCCCUGCGUAGCCAGCAGACCACGUUGAAGCUGAUGCAGUCGGAGUUGAAUGUCGAGGAGGUGGUGAACGACCAGACGUGGAAGGUGUUUAAUGAACGCUGCAGGCUUCACUUCAAGCCGCCUAAACCGCAGUGAUCACCGCGUGGCAGGAGACCCAAAAAUCCCGAUGAAGAGGAACCCAAGAACAGAAACCCAAGAAUCCCAUAAACACAAUCCUACGAACAGAAACCCAAGAAUCCCAUAAACAUAAUCCCACGAACAGAAACCCAAGAAUCCCAUAAACAUAAUCCCACGAACAGAAACCCAAGAAUCCCAUAAACAUAAUCCCACGAACAGAAACCCAAGAAUCCCAUAAACAUAAUCCCACGAACAGAAACCCAAGAAUCCCAUAAACAUAAUCCUACGAACAGAAACCCAAGAAUCCCAUAAACAUAAUCCUAUGAACAGAAACCCAAGAAUCCCAUAAACAUAAUCCUUUGAACAGAAACCCAAGAAUCCCAUAAACAUAAUCCUACGAACAGAAACCCAAGAAUCCCAUAAACAUAAUCUUAUGAACAGAAACCUAAGAAUCCCAAUGAACAUGAUCCCAAUUAAUCCAAUAAUCCCAAUUAACAGAACCCCAAGAAUCCCGUGACCAGAAUCCCAAUGAGCCCAAUCCCACUAAAUAGAAACCCCAAUGAGCCCAAUAAUCCCACUAACAGAAUCCCAAUAAUCUCACUAACAGAAUCCUAGUAAACCUAAUAAUCCCACUAACAGAAUCCCAAUUAACCCACUAAACAGAAUCCUAGUAAACCUAAUAAUCCCACUAAACAGAAUCCCAAUUAACCCAAUAAUCCCACUAAACAGAAUCCCAAUUAACCCAAUAAUCCCACUAAACAGAAUCCCAAUUAACCCAAUAAUCCCACUAAACAGAAUCCCAAUUAACCCAAUAAUCCCACUAAACAGAAUCCUAGUAAACUCAAUAAUCCCACUAAACAUAAUCCCACUAAACAGAAUCCUAGUAAACCUAAUAACCCCACUAAACAGAAUCCUAAUUAACCCAAUUAUCCCACUAAACAAU
This is a messenger RNA of Petromyzon marinus (sea lamprey), 1608 nucleotides long. It is a transcript of the gene MIX23, whose product is annotated as mitochondrial matrix import factor 23. Lineage: Eukaryota; Metazoa; Chordata; Hyperoartia; Petromyzontiformes; Petromyzontidae. Gene Ontology annotation, cellular component: mitochondrial intermembrane space; mitochondrion. The record is from RefSeq and is a predicted model, not a curated record.